AUAACCUGCUCCCCCGGUCAGCGGACAGGAGGAACGGCGCUGCUGUUUAUCCGGUUUGUCCCCCCUCCGAUUCGGAAUGAGCCAGCGUUAAUGUCCGCCGCUGGCUCCGCUCGGCCCCUGUCGCCUCGCCGUGCCUUGGUGAGUCCUGGCGGGCCCCAACCCCCCGCCAUGGCCUCGGCGUCCCCCCGCUGCACAUCUGUCAGGCACCCCGCGUCGGUCGCCGUCAUCCUGCUGCUGCUGUCGGUGACCGCUGUGCAGUCCUCCCAGGGAGACAAGGAGCCGGUGUACCGGGACUGCGUCAAGCUGUGCGUCCGGACGAACUGCACCGGCGCCCGGCUGCAGGGCUUUGAGUCCAGCCAGCCGCAGUACAUGGCGCUGACAGGUUGGACGUGCCGGGACGACUGUAAGUACCAGUGCAUGUGGACCACCGUUGGCCUUUACCAGGCGGAGGGUUACAGAAUCCCGCAGUUCCACGGCAAGUGGCCGUUUGUGCGCGUCUUGUGCUUCGAGGAGCCCGCGUCGGCGCUGGCGUCUCUGCUCAACGGCCUGGCCUGCCUGCUGAUGCUGCUGCGCUACCGGAGCACGGUGCCCCGCCAGAGCCCCAUGUACCACACCAUCAACGCCUUCUCUCUGGUGUCCCUGAAUGCUUGGUUCUGGUCUACAGUGUUUCACACCCGAGACACAUAUCUGACGGAGAAAAUGGACUAUUUCUGUGCAACAGCAGUGAUUCUGUACUCCAUCUACCUAUGUUGUGUCAGGACUCUGGGUCUGAGGCGGCCGGGUGUGUCCAGCAUGGUGGGGGUCCUGCUCAUCCUGACCUUCACGUCCCACGUUUCCUACCUGACGUUCGUCAGUUUUGACUACGGCUACAACAUGGCAGCCAAUGUCACCAUCGGAAUGGUGAACCUGCUGUGGUGGCUGUGUUGGUGCUGGCAGAACCGACGGACUCUCCCGUACUGGUGGAAGUGCGGCCUGGUGGUGCUGCUGCUUCACGGCCUGGCCCUGCUGGAGCUGCUGGACUUCCCGCCGCUGCUCUGGGUUUUAGACGCCCAUGCUGUGUGGCACCUCAGCACCAUCCCAGUGCACUUCCUUUUCUACAGUUUCCUGAUAGAUGACAGCCUCUACCUACUAAACACAGAGAAGUUGGGGGUUAAGGUGGAGUAGGAGGAGCAGAACGCCUCUGGAUCACAUCUCCACUCGUCCACGUCUCCAGUGCGGGCAGCCAGAGACCCGAACACAGAAGCGGCGCCGCCUCCCAGAUGACACGCCUCACUCCUCUGACUAUCAUCAAAGUAGACUUUGUUUACAUUUUUUUUAUUUUUUAUUAUUUACCUCUCUCUCUUUAAAAUGAUCAUGGUUGAUAUUAGUUUUUACUUUGCCUUGCGCUGCCACACGUGCUCCAUUUACCAUCAUCACUGCCACACAUUUUGAGACAAGUUUAGCGGGUGAAAAAGUGCGGUUUAGUUCCAGCUGUGCCUGAAUUGCACUCGUGAAAUGAAUCCCUUGACCUCAGAAAGUGACUCCCAGGGACCCCAGGUUCAAAUCUGCAGCAGCAGCGGUUUUCAGCAGCCGUCAAUAGAUGGCAGCAGAUCGGUUGUCUGGCCUGCAUGCGCUGUGCAGCGUGGGUCAUUGUCUCUGCCAGUGAGACACGCAGAGGCUCCCUGUAUGAAGAGCUGCCAGCUGAUUGCUCUGGAAGGACGGGGAAGGGCCUUUAUGUCGGGGCCGUUCUAGCUGACAGCUUUUUUUUUUUUUUUUUCACCUUCACACCUUUAUUUUUGUGCCUCUCUUGUUUCCACAGCUGCUUUUGUUUUUCCCUUCUUUUCAUCAUCUGCCUCGUCUGAUUCAGUUGUUUUUCACCCGUUUGUGCUCAAUCCUGCCUCUAUUUCACUAUUGUUGUUUUUGGUUUUUUUUU
Fundulus heteroclitus (mummichog) is the source of this 1912-nucleotide messenger RNA. It is a transcript of the gene pgap3, whose product is annotated as post-GPI attachment to proteins phospholipase 3. Gene Ontology annotation, molecular function: hydrolase activity, acting on ester bonds. Gene Ontology annotation, cellular component: endoplasmic reticulum membrane. Lineage: Eukaryota; Metazoa; Chordata; Actinopteri; Cyprinodontiformes; Fundulidae. The transcript is spliced from 8 exons. Bases 91 to 1164 code for a protein of 357 amino acids. Gene Ontology annotation, biological process: GPI anchor biosynthetic process. The record is from RefSeq and is a predicted model, not a curated record.